AUGUACUGUGGUGGAUCCAGAUUGGUGAUCAAUGUCCUCCCCACGGAACGCUGGGCUCCAUUUUCCUUGAAGUCCGUGUCCUUAACUUGUAAGUUACUUCGCACCCUCCAAAAAGCUACAAACAGAACUAAAGAAAUCCACCACCACAAACACCACGCCGCCGCGGCCAUGUCCUCCGCCUCCCCCUCUACCGCCAUAUCCCGCCUCUUCAACAACCAUUCCUACUGGUGUCACGCAUGUGACAUGAGCAUCGGCCUUCCUCCUUCCCCCACUCCAAAUGCCCUCCUCUGCCCUCACUGCCACCACGAUUCCCUAGAACAAAUGGACUCUUUUGCCCCUUCCUCCACCAUUGACUCCCAUACGCAACCCAUUUUAACAGCCCCAGAUGAUGACUUCCUCCUCACCAGCCCCUACCUACACAGCCUCAUCCACCACACCGCACCCACCGCCAAUUCCCACUCAAACUCUGCCCCUAAAUGCGCCAUAGACUCCCUCCAACAAAUUACCAUCACCCAAGAAUUGCUCGAUGAUGACCCGAAUAUGCUGUGCCCGAUUUGUAAGGACCCGUUUCACAUAAAUGCUUCGGUGAAAGUGAUGCCCUGUAAGCAUACCUAUCACGCGGAUUGUAUCGUUCCGUGGCUCGAGAUUAAUAAUUCUUGCCCGGUUUGCCGGUUUAGGUUGCCAACGGAUGAGGAGAAGUAUGGGGAGGGGUCGGAUGGUGAGGAGAGAUAUGUGGGGGUAGAUUGGCUCGAGGAAUUGAUGGAUGAUGAGGUGGAUUUGUUGGGUUUUAGGAAUACUCUUAGGCACAUUGCGAGGAGGCAUCAGAGGGAUGAAGAGGGUAUGAUGGAAGAAAAUAUUGCUAGUGGGAUUGAGGCGAAUCUGUUCUCCCCAACACAAACUGGGGAAGAUGUGAGAGAGGAGGGAGUUUUGGAGAGGGAGAAUACUGUGGAGCCUGUGUUGAGUUGGCCAAGAGGGAUAGUGGAGGAAGGAACCGGCGGCGGUGGACGUAAUGAUGAUCUUCUGUUGUGACAAUUCGAAGGUUUGGAGGUGUUGUAUAGUCAUCAAGGUUACCCAAAGGGUAUUGUAUCACCAAAAAUGAUUCUGCCAAGUGUAAAUUUUGCCAUGGACGACCAUGCUUCUGUUUGAUGACAUAGAAAAAGUGCACGUCUUGGCCCUUUUUCCCCCCAUUCUGCCCCUUCUACCCUCCCUGUUCUUCAUUGGCAUAAAGCAAAAUCAAUGCUUGUAAUUUGUCAACUUUAUGCUGUAUAUGUUGGUAAGCAAUGACCAAAUAAUGUUGUGCUUAUUCAGUUAUGAUUUCAGUGCUUUUGUGAUGCUA
Molecule: messenger RNA, 1336 nt
Organism: Olea europaea var. sylvestris
Lineage: Eukaryota; Viridiplantae; Streptophyta; Magnoliopsida; Lamiales; Oleaceae
Exons: 3
Coding region: 1-1029 (342 amino acids)
Biological process (GO): protein ubiquitination
Cellular component (GO): cytoplasm
Molecular function (GO): ubiquitin protein ligase activity
Source: RefSeq, a predicted model, not a curated record